Stegastes partitus (bicolor damselfish) is the source of this 1293-nucleotide messenger RNA. RefSeq names its product apolipoprotein L2-like. Gene Ontology annotation, cellular component: membrane; extracellular region. The transcript is spliced from 4 exons. The record is from RefSeq and is a predicted model, not a curated record. NCBI's taxonomy places the organism in Eukaryota, Metazoa, Chordata, Actinopteri, Pomacentridae. Bases 2 to 1042 code for a protein of 346 amino acids. Gene Ontology annotation, molecular function: lipid binding. Gene Ontology annotation, biological process: lipoprotein metabolic process; lipid transport.
CAUGGUAACUGAUGUGGAACUCAGUGUGGAUUUGUCAGAAGAUGUACUACGAAGGAUGCUUGAUCACAUCCAUCAGCUUGAAGAAAUCAGGAUGAACCAGCCCUUCCGGAUGGUGUUCUUGUUCCAGGAAGUUUCCUGUUCAGACUUCAUCAGUCAGUUCAAAGAGCGACAACCCAAGAUGCUGGAGUUUCUAAAACAGAUGGAGGCGAUUGCUGUUCAGCUUGACAGGAUGAAUAAGGGCGCAAAGAUCUCCAGUGUGGCAGGCAGCUCAGUGGGGGCGGUUGGAAGUGUGCUGUCCAUUGUUGGUUUGGCACUGGCUCCUUUUACUGCUGGAGUUUCUUUAGCUCUGACAAUGACUGGGGUUGGGCUGGGAAUGGGCAGUGCAGUCAACAGCGUUGUCACCACCGUCACAGAGAUCGGAGUAAAUGCUGCACAACAAAAGAAAGCUGGUGAAACCUUUGAGGGCUUCAUGAAGGAUGUGCAGAGUCUCCAAGAUUGUCUGGAGAAGGUGGCCAAUCAACCAGUCAACAACAUGGAAGCAAAGGCUGGAAAAGUGGCUGUGGGAGUAGGUGUGGCCCUCAUUGCAGGUGGUGCUAGAGUUGGUAGAGGCAUUGAUGUCCUUGUUGAUAGUGCUUCUGCUUUGAAGGUGUUAAAAAUUGAAGAAGCUGCAUCAAGUGCUGGCAAAGUGGUGGCUCAGGAGGGGGCAGCCUUGCGUAAUGUUCCCAAAGUGGCUGCAGAUAUCCCAGAUAUUGGUCAGGCAGCAGUCAAAGGGCCUCUUGCACUCAGCAAGUCCGCCAGGGCCGGUUUCAUCGCAGUCAACGCUCUCUUCCUUGGCAUGGACAUCUUCUUCAUCUGCAAAGACAGCAUCAGUCUGGCUAAAGGCAGCGAGACUGAAGUGUCAAAGUUCAUCAGAGCCAGAGCUGCUCUGUGGAGCUCAGAGAUGAACUCAUGGCAGAAGAUCCAUGACUCGCUAGACGAAGGCCAACCAAGAUCGGACAAAAAGAAAAUUGUCCUGGAGACACCAUUUUAUCCAGAGAUGUAGACAGAGAGCAAAACAGAAAUGAAAGUUCCCUCUGAUGAAGUGGAUGGAGGAAUGAAAGAUACAGUAGGAAUCAAUGAACAGACAGUGCUGUGCUAAUUAACACUGUGAUCACAUAUCAGCUUCAUUUAAUGUGACUCACCCAAGUUUAUAAAACUAGACUCUGCUUAUUGCUCAUGGUUCAGCAUCAAAAAUCAAUAAAAUAAAGCUUUGGGCUGUUUUUAGCUCAUUAGCUGUAAUUCUGCUGAUUUAAA